CCGGUCUGCGCCACGCGAGCCACUUGCUGCAGUGUCUUCUUGGGGUGUUGGACUUUUGCGCUUGUCAGCACUCGUCGGUACUGGUACGGCGCAAGGCGGUAUCGCUGCGGGCAAAACUCGCGAGGAGCUUCGCGCGAGGAUCCAAGGCGGUGCAUGAGUUGGAGCAGGUACUAUACUCAACUUUGUAUAUUAAGUUUACAAUCUAAGUUGUAAGCUUUCACUUUCUGCAAAUUUAUGUGCAUAGCUCAAAGUCCAGCUUUUCUUGGUCUACUCCCUGUGACAAUUUGUUUCUGAAACGCAACACAGACUGCGGAAGCCUCGUAUCUCCCGGCGCUGCUGGAGGGACUGCGUGAGGCUAAUGAGCGUUCGUCUGAUGAAGAGGAGACUGAGGAGGCUGCCGAGGAAUCCUCCAUAGAGGAACAGGAAAAAGAAGCGGCUCAGAUCAACACCAAGAAGAACCCCACUGCAAGGGCUGUCGCGAACUCAAGCACCCAAACGAAUGUGAAACAAUCGAGCUCGUCCAGCAACGUUGCUGUGCAGGUGGGAUCCUCCAGCUCCGCCGACGUCAGUGUGCAGGCCGAAGUGUUCUGUGUGGAGAAGAAGGACAAAUGUAUCGAAACCUUACAGCGCGAAACCCGCAAUAUCGGCGUAGGCUACGGAAACGUGGAGCGGAAGGAGACGUGCGUUGGCACCGAAGCGGUCGAGCAAAAGGACGCCGUGGUUGAGACGGAAGGUAGCACUUACGAGGAAUAUGAAGCGGUUGUGGAACAAACCAGACGCGAGGUUGUUCUAAAUGUGAAGGACGUAGGUACCGGCACCGAUCAUGAUAGAAGAGCGAGCGGCGCAUCCAUGCGGGAGGGUCAGGACCAAAGAGAAGUCCGCACCGCGGUGCGAGACGAAGUAGAAGGGGGCGCGGUCGCGAUGGAAGUGGACGAUGAUGCGGAGGAGGAGGAGAAUCAGUUAGCCGAGCACGACGUGCAGCAACCUUCAGAACAGGCAAACAUCGAGCCCGCGGAGCGAGAUCAAAUCGACGCUGAGGCCGCGGAGGAAAGUGGCGAAGAGGGUGAUAUUUCUCUCGGUUCUGCUGCGGACAGUAGCAAACAAGGCGAUGCGGCAUCGCCCUGUUCGGCAAAGUCAGCAAGUAGUUCUAGCGACAAGAAAGUGAAGUCCCCAGUUGCGGUCUGUGCGGCAGACGAAGCGAAGCAGCAGGACGGUGUUUACUUUGCACCCGAGCAGCCGCCGCUCGAGCAAGCGGGCGCGGAACGGUCCGCAGACGUCGCGAAGAACGUUGUACCGACGACUGCUGGUGCCGUGGAAGAGCAGAUGUCGUCAUCUGUGAAUUUUGCGCGAAGUGAAGAAAAUGGAGCUCUUUCCCCAAUCCCGGAAGAAAACUCGAGCGCUAGCCGAUUGUCUCCAGUCACUCCGGGCGCUGGACAGAAGAAUGGAGAUGUUGGCAUCUUCGCGGAAAUUCAACACAAGAGAGACAGCCAAAGCGAAAAGAAGAGCGCAAGAAGCGGCGGCUCUCCGGAUAUCGAGCAGCAGCGCCAGGCUUCCACGCCCAGUCUUGCAGAACGAGUUCCCAGUGGUGCGACGCCCGUCUUUGCAGAAGGAGUUUCAUCUUCCCCAGUGGCAGAGGGUGGUUCCACCCCGGUGUUGUUGUCUCAGGACGCACAACCCGAAGAGAUGAGCGCUUCCAAUCAACAACCACCUAGGAGUCCUGCGAGUCCAGCACGAACACAGAUUCUGGAGGGAGAGCAGCAGCAGCCCGUUGCCCUGACUCAGGAGCUGAGUCCGGAAAAGGAGGAGGCGCAUCAAGAACCGGAUGUAACAAGUCAUCCGAAUGUUGUAGUACAGCAAAAAUCGACAACAACAAGCACCGCGCCGAUCGUGCUCGACGAGACGGAGCACAGCGCUGAGGGGAGCGUUUUGAAAAAAAUCGAAGCGCAAGUGCAGGCCGAGAUGGCGGAAGAGCGACGGAUAAAAGAAGAACGCUUGCGGAAGGAGAGGCAGGAACAGGAAGCGCGUCCCCGGGUAUCCCAAGUGGACUUGGCUCCGAAGCGAAAUUCUCCCGGUAAAAAUUCUUUCGUUGGAUCCCGGGGCAGCUCCGGCUCCUCCUCACGGAUCAUCACGGAGGAGGAAGCUUUGGCCAUUGCUGCGCAGCGCCGCGCGGCCGAGCGCAAGGCGGAACAGGACAGGCGGGCUGAGGCAGAGAAGGAGAAGGAACAAGCGCCGGAAGUAGCUGCACAGGCGGAUGUCGUGGAGCAAGAAGAUGUCGAGAUGCAAGAUGCUCCGGCGGUUGAUGAGCGGGUUGCGUCGUCUUCUGCCGUCGUGUCAACAUCUACGGGGGCGGAACAAAACCGUCCUGCGACGCCUGAAGAGGGACCGCAGGCAGCGGGUGCCCCGGCGACGCAAGCGUCGUUGCAAAGCGACAAAGACAGACUCUGGGACCAGCUUGGCAGCGAGAGCGAGUCUGAAUUGCCUCCUCUCUGCACGGACGGGCCGGAUGCGGAGUGAUGAAAGCGAGAUAGUUAGACCAAAAGAGCGGGCUACGAAAAAAAAAAAGAACGAAACGCGACAAAUUUUCAGAAACUGUGACUGCCUGAAUUGCGCAUUUUCAUAUCGAAUGCAAUUGUGUAAGUACUACCCUCAUUUUUCUCAUGCGCAAGCACACAUCUUCAUACUUGAAAACGAAGACUCUGAAGCCCCG
Molecule: messenger RNA, 2707 nt
Organism: Amoebophrya sp. A120
Lineage: Eukaryota; Dinophyceae; Syndiniales; Amoebophryaceae
Source: the annotation of a GenBank genome assembly